Sabethes cyaneus is the source of this 1008-nucleotide messenger RNA. It is a transcript of the gene jeb, whose product is annotated as signal transducer and activator of transcription A. Gene Ontology annotation, cellular component: terminal bouton. Gene Ontology annotation, biological process: positive regulation of MAPK cascade. The coding region runs from base 1 to 1008 and encodes 335 amino acids. NCBI's taxonomy places the organism in Eukaryota, Metazoa, Arthropoda, Insecta, Diptera, Culicidae. Gene Ontology annotation, molecular function: transmembrane receptor protein tyrosine kinase activator activity; protein binding. The transcript is spliced from 3 exons. The record is from RefSeq and is a predicted model, not a curated record.
AUGUUCCGCGAAAUCCUGCCCAUUCUGGCCUACAUGAGUAUGCUGUCGGGCUCCUACUCGCUGCAUAUGGCGCGUGAUGCUUACAUAAAGGCUCCACCGCCACCCCCGGCUGCGGCUCAGCUGCUAGAAGAGUUGGACGAUGUGUCCGAAUUGCUAGCUGAAAAUAGCAUCCCGGCCGGUCCUCCCGCGUUGCAUUCCAAAGUCCAUCACCAAGGCACACUGUUGCAACAGCAGCAGCAACAACAGCAACAGAUGGCUCCGCAACUGCACACAAUCGGCGGAGUAGCCGCCGGAGGACCGCACGGAGUCGUAAUCAAUCAUCUAACCAGUAACGAACUGCCCGAACUCAGUCCGCCGCCGGUACGUCACCCGGUCGGUCCACUGAUUCAACCCCGCGGUCUGCAGGAACUCUUCGGAGUCCAGACCAACUUCGACAUGCGCAACAUGCCACAAUUGCCACCGUUACAACAACAACAGCAGCAGCAGCAGCUAAAAUCUUCCGCUGCCGACGGUGCCAACAGUGACGAAGAUCUACAGCAGCAACAGCCACGAAAUCCCAACAACAAACGAUCAUCUCACAACAACAGCAAUGGUGGUGGCACAGCCGACGGCACUGGCGGCGGCUACAUGGAUGACGGUCCCAGCAGUAGCGGCGGCGGAGGCGGCGGCAGCAGCAGCAGCAACAGCAACAACAAUGGCGGCAUGCCCCAGAUCCCACAUGGCAUGGCCAGCCAGCUGAUGCUGCGCAGCGCACGCGGUCAGCGACAGUACGAUGUUCCGCAGAUCGAAUGUCCACCCGCGAUGGACGGGAUGGAACGGUUUGCCUGUCCUACGCCGGACCGGCAAGGUCGCUAUCGGUGUAUAGACGAUCACGUGCUCUGCGACGGUUUCAUCGAUUGCCCGGAGGGCGAAGACGAAGACCGGCAAGCGUGUAUGUUCUACAAAACGACGAAAGCACAUCUGGACGUGCUAGCCGACGCCUUACUGAGAUGGGCACGAGGGCGCUAA